AUGGCUUCGAAACGGGCAGUUCGCAUUGUCUGCAGGGACAUCCGUCCUCCAAGCUCCACCCUGACGUCCCGAGUCACAGUCCUCUCCACAACUUCAACAACAUCACCAUUGCUCACCCGACCAACACACUCGACACUUUCUCGCCAUAGCAUACCAUCAAAUUUUUCACAAUGUCCGCAACGUCGGUUAUUCACCACUUCUCCGCGCCGGCAAUUCCCUGAACAAGAGGAAGAAGAUUCAGAACUCGCCGAGUACCUUUCACAACCUCGAGAAUCCGAUGUUGUUGACGUUUGCAUUGUCGGCGGUGGUCCUGCAGGUCUUGCUGCUGCCAUUCGUCUAAAACAAUUGGCCAAUGAGGCUGGAAAUGAGGACUUCCGUGUGCUUCUGCUUGAAAAAGCGGGCGAUAUGGGUGCACAUACGGUCUCUGGGGCUGUUAUUGAACCACAUGUUCUCGACGAACUCUUCCCGGAUUGGCUGUCUGAGGAUAACCCGAAUAAGUUUACUUGGGCGACGAAGUGCACGGGAGAUAAGAUGAGAUUUCUGACAAAGACUAUGGCAAUUCCACUACCUGAACCGCCACAGAUGAGGAAUCAUGGGAAUUAUAUCGUCAGUUUAAACGAAUUGGUCAAAUGGCUAGCGGAGCGUGCAGAAGAAUUGGGCGUGGAAGUAUUCCCAGGCUUUGCAGCUUCGGAGGUUCUUUAUAAUGAGGAUGGAUCGGUGAAGGGCGUUGCUACUAAUGAUUUGGGUAUUGGGAGAGAUGGGAAACCGAAGGAUUCUUUCGAGCGAGGGAUGGAGUUUCACGCUAGAGUUACACUCUUCGGAGAAGGCUGUCAUGGAAGUUUAACGAAGAAGCUGUGCAAGAAAUUUGAUUUGAGGAAGGAUUCAGAUCCACAGACGUAUGGUUUGGGUGUGAAGGAAGUAUGGGAGAUCCAACCAGAGAAAUUCAAGAAGGGAGAAGUGGUUCAUAGCAUGGGAUGGCCUUUACCGAAAGAUACGUACGGUGGAGCUUGGAUGUAUCAUUUCGGGGAGAACAUGGUCAGUAUAGGGUUGGUGGUAGGCUUGGAUUAUCCAAAUCCAUAUCUUUCGCCGUUUCAAGAGUUCCAACGGAUGAAGCACCACCCUUUGUUUAAGAAUGUACUUGAGGGCGGUACAUGCAUCUCUUACGCUGCGAGGGCACUCAACGAAGGUGGCUUUCAGUCUAUACCCGAACUUAUCUUCCCUGGUGGCGCUUUAAUCGGUGACACGGCUGGCUUUUUAAAUCUUCCAAAGAUUAAAGGGACGCAUACAUCCAUGAAAUCUGGCGUUCUCGCCGCUGAAGCAGCAUACUCCGCUCUUACCGAGUCAAAUGACUCAGAAGGUGCCGUAAUGCUUUACUCGUACAAAGAAGCCAUCAAGAACUCUUCGAUAUACAAAGAACUCAAGGAGGUUAGAAACAUGCGUCCGGCCUUCCACACACCGCUCGGUCUGUAUGGUGGAGUAAUGUACUCCGGAAUCGAAGCAUUUGUCUUCAGAGGCAAAGUCCCAUGGACUUUUCACCACCCCGGGCCCGACUGGGCAGGGACUAAACCCGCCGCUGAUUGCAAGAAGAUUGAGUACCCUAAGCCUGAUGGGAAAAUCAGCUUUGAUAUCUUGACGUCUGUCAGCCGAACUGGAACAAAUCACGAAGAAGACCAACCAGUUCAUUUACAAGUAAAGAACUGGGAUAAGCAUGCAGAAAAAGAAUGGCCGAAGUUCAAAGGUGUAGAAAAUAGGUUCUGUCCAGCAGGUGUAUACGAAUAUGUUGAGGAUGAGACAAAGGACAUCGGAGUCCGAUUUCAAAUUAACGCACAAAAUUGCAUUCACUGCAAAACCUGUGAUAUCAAGGCACCUUCCCAAGAUAUCAACUGGCAAACUCCUCAGGGUGGCGAAGGACCUAAAUACUCGCUCACAUAA
Molecule: messenger RNA, 1932 nt
Organism: Orbilia oligospora ATCC 24927
Lineage: Eukaryota; Fungi; Ascomycota; Orbiliomycetes; Orbiliales; Orbiliaceae
Exons: 3
Coding region: 1-1932 (643 amino acids)
Biological process (GO): electron transport chain
Cellular component (GO): mitochondrial inner membrane
Molecular function (GO): iron-sulfur cluster binding; electron-transferring-flavoprotein dehydrogenase activity
Source: RefSeq, a predicted model, not a curated record